AUGCUUAAAAACAAACAAUUUUUAUUGUUAACUAAAUUAAAAAAAAAAAUUGAAUCAAGAGAAAUAUAUAAUUCUAAAAAGUUACUUAUCAGUAAUGAAAUAAAAGAUGAUGAAAAUAAUAAAAAAAUUGAAUUGGAUAAAACUAUUGAUGUUAAUCAAAAUCAAUUUAGUUUAAAUAAUGUUGAUAAAAAAGAAAAUAAAAUAGAUAUACCUAAGAAAAAAAUUGACAUUCUGCAACCAUCCUAUUUUGGUUAUCUUUCUGGUGUUCUUACAACAGUUUGGGAUGAAUUUGGUAAAAAAAUUGAUGAAAAUUCUAUAUUAAAAUAUAAAGUUAAAAAGGAUGUUGGUACAAAAAAUGAUGAACAGAAUUUAUCAAAAACAAAAAUUUCAAAAAUUUUAAUAAAAGAUAUACCUAAAGUAAAAGUAAUAAAUAUGACUAAAAUGCAUGUUAAUGAAUUAUUAUUGGCACAAUCAACUAGUUCAAAAUUAUUAAGAAUUCAAGCUUUAAUAUCUCAUAUACAAGAAUUUAGAUCUAGUAGAAUGACAGCAAUAAAAAAUCAUUUAUUAAUUCCACAUUUACUAGAUUUAGUAGAAACAGGAAAAGAUGUUCAAGUACAAGAAGAAGCUAGAAAAUGUUUAUCAAUAUUAGGUUAUCCACCAUAUUUAAAAUCUUCUGGAAUACGUAUAUUAUCUAUUGAUGGUGGUGGAACUAGAGGAAUAAUAGGUUUAACAGUAUUAGAAGCUAUAGAAAAAACUGCUGGAAAAAAAAUAUAUGAAUUAUUUGAUUUUAUUUCAGGUGUUAGUACAGGGGCAAUAUUAGCUGUAUUAUUGGGUAUUAAAAAAAUUUCAGUAGAUGAAUGUCGAAGAAAUUAUGUAGAUUUAUCAAGAAGAUUAUUUACUCAACAAAAAUUACCAGGUGUUAGUGGUCUUUUAACGUUACACUCUUUUUACAACACAUCAUUGUGGACUGAAAUUUUAAAAGAAAAUGUAGGAGAUUCUAUGACAUGUGCUGAUUCUGCUAAAUAUAAAGAUAUUCCAAAAAUAUCUAUUGUUUCAUGUAUUCUUAAUUCACCGCAAUUACAGCCAUUUGUAUUUAGAAAUUAUGAAUUACCAGUUGGACAUGAUAGUCAAUUUAAAGGAGGAAAUAAUUUUAAAAUUUGGCAAGCAGUACAAGCAUCUUCUGCUGCACCAGGAUAUUUUGAAGAGGUACGUCUUGGUUCUAUUGUACAUCAAGAUGGUGGAAUAUUAGCAAAUAACCCUACGGCUAUAGCAAUUCAUGAGGCAAAACAUUUAUGGCCAAAUGAAGAUAUUCAAUGUGUUGUAUCUAUUGGUACUGGACGAUCAGUAUCUGAAAUUGAAUUUUUGAAUUGUGAUCAAUACCUAACAAAAACAUAUAGUAAAAUAUCAAAAAUUAUUGACUCUGCUACUGAUAGUCAAGCUACACAUAUUUGUGUAAAUGAUCUAUUACCUGGUGGAAUGUAUUAUAGAUUAAAUCCAUACAUGAGUUUUCCAUAUGCAUUAGAUGAAAUUGAAGAUUCAAAAUUAGAACAAAUGAAACGAGAUGCUGAAUUAUAUGUACGAAGAAAUAUAAAAAAGAUUGAAGAUUGUAGUAAACAAUUAAUUAAAAAACCUACAUUAACGCAUAUUAUUAAAAAAAAAGUAACAAAUAAAUUAAAUCAAAUGGGUAUUUUUCAAAAUAAUUUUUAA
Messenger RNA from Strongyloides ratti, 1707 nucleotides. RefSeq names its product Calcium-independent phospholipase A2-gamma. Gene Ontology annotation, cellular component: membrane. Lineage: Eukaryota; Metazoa; Nematoda; Chromadorea; Rhabditida; Strongyloididae. The coding region runs from base 1 to 1707 and encodes 568 amino acids. The transcript has 2 exons. The record is from RefSeq and is a predicted model, not a curated record. Gene Ontology annotation, biological process: arachidonate metabolic process.